AUGUCUCCCCAUAUUGAGUCUUCAAUUGGUUUUGCUUUUGACAUUCCUUUCCCAGGGAAUAUCGAAAAUGGUCCAAUCUCUGCUGAUGAUACUCUUCGCUCUUCUCUCCUCCCAUGUAUGAUCGAUGUCGCUAAAUUGUUGAAGAAAUGA
Sclerotinia sclerotiorum 1980 UF-70 is the source of this 150-nucleotide messenger RNA. RefSeq lists its product with no specific name. The transcript has a single exon. The record is from RefSeq and is a predicted model, not a curated record. Lineage: Eukaryota; Fungi; Ascomycota; Leotiomycetes; Helotiales; Sclerotiniaceae. Bases 1 to 150 code for a protein of 49 amino acids.